Molecule: messenger RNA, 1285 nt
Organism: Pseudovirgaria hyperparasitica
Lineage: Eukaryota; Fungi; Ascomycota; Dothideomycetes; Acrospermales; Acrospermaceae
Exons: 4
Coding region: 337-906 (189 amino acids)
Source: RefSeq, a predicted model, not a curated record
GUCCUUAUCUUUGGGAUAUUCCCGCGCAUGUGUAGUAUCCUAAAGUCCAAAGAAAAAUUGCAAAAUACCGUGACCUUGCAACUUGUCGCACAAGAAACGCGUCUGUUGCGUACUUGUGUUCGUCAAUCCUGAACCCGCAGUGUGGAGACAGCCGCCGAAUCCUUGUACCUAGACUUGGACCUCACAGACCGACCUCCUAUCGCCUACGGCGCGUUUCCAUCUUCCCAGUUACAAAUUCUUCUCAUACCCUGUCCUACCGUGCUACAACACACACAAACACACGCAACGCCACUCGAUAGGUCAGUACGGCUGGAAUUGGGUGGGACGUUGAGCGUCAUGACGAGACGAAUUGUAUAUGGCGUGGGACUCUGGGUCGUGGUCGCCGCGACUGCCCUGACACUGGCCUCAAUCAUCGAGCCUAGAUGGUUAAGCUAUAGACCCGAAGGCAACAGCAUACGCUUCUCAUACGGCCUGCACCGUAAAUGUUCCACCAUAAAGGGUACAUGCGAACCGUUCCCCGAGUUCGCCGACUGCCAGCUUGACCAGCGACAAUUCUGUUCAAUAUGGCGCUCUGUGGGCUUUCUUAUGAGCUUCUCCGUUAUCAUCGAGCUUGCAACCCUGGUCGCAUACAUCGUAGUCCUAGCAGGAGGAAAGCAAAAGCGAGAUCAAGGUUGGAAGGUCACAGCAUCUCUUCUGGGAUUUUCGGCUCUGGUGCAGCUCAUCGCUAUGGCGCUUGUGGCUUACGUUUUCGACUCCGACGCACGCUUCUUUGAUGGCUGGGAGCUUGACGCUUCUUGGAUCCUAUGUACUGUGUCUUGGGCUAUCCUCGGCUUGUCUGGCGUCGGUCUCGUCGCCUCUGCCAAGUUCCUCAAGGAAGAAGGCGAUUACGAGCUUAUACCUAAUUAAACAUCUUACUCGAUCAAUUCAAGGACUUGAGUUAUGACUGGACAGGCUCAGUCCGGUCUCCUAUAGAGUGCUCGGAUCUAUAAUCUCGGCGAACACGGCUCUCCUUGAUCGACUCGAUCAGACUAUCGCGUAGGCCAGCAGGGACGCUUUGUACGACUUAUGAUACCCAUGGUCAUUUACAAGAAGGCUGCAUAGUUUUAUUGUGGUGGAAUUGGAUUGGUGCAUUGCUAUUAGCAUUGUUUCGUUGAUUUGUUAUUUAGGCGCAAGGCAUCUCACUCGACUCCUGCCUUUGAAGCAGCACUCUUCAAGGGCAACGAAGUAUUAGUUACAUAAGACUUAUAUAUGGCGGAUAUCUCUAAUAUUAUGCUUAUUUGAUUGC